CUCCCUGUUCAGAUUCAGAACCAAAGCUGAAUAUAACCACUCGAAGGGAAACGGGUACGGACUCCUGGUCAAACCUGGAGCUGGAGGAGAGAGGGAUCUCAUCAAGGGGAGGACUGGAGGAGGAGAGGUCCGAGAGGAGAAAUGUUCUUUCACUGUUAGGGUUUGGCUAUUUUCCCUCGUCUGCAAUUUAUGUCUCAAUUCUUCAAUUUCACCGUUAAUGGUGGAAAAUGUGAGAUUUUUACAGCUCAUGGUUGAGUGGUUGUUUUGAGCUGAAGCAGUUGGUUAUAAACAGAUUUCUGUAGUGUCUCCUCACCAAUAUGGCUUCUGCUGGUAUCGCCCCUCCCUCGGCAGUUGGAAAAUCUACUGACAAUUCAAUGUCUGUUGAUAAACUUCCUGAGGAAAUUAAUGAGAUGAAGAUCAGGGAUGAUAAGGAAAUGGAAGCUACUGUGGUGGAUGGAAAUGGAACUGAGACAGGUCACAUUAUUGUAACAACAAUUGGUGGCAGAAAUGGCCAACCCAAACAAACUAUAAGUUACAUGGCAGAGCGUGUUGUUGGGCAUGGUUCAUUUGGCAUUGUAUUUCAGGCAAAGUGCCUAGAAACAGGUGAAACUGUAGCAAUCAAGAAGGUUUUGCAGGAUAAGAGAUAUAAGAACCGUGAGUUGCAGACAAUGCGCCUUCUUGAUCACCCCAAUGUGGUCUCACUUAAACAUUGCUUUUUUUCAACAACGGAAAAGGAGGAGCUGUAUCUCAACUUGGUGCUUGAAUACGUACCUGAAACAGUUUAUCGUGUAGCUAAACACUACAGCAGGGCAAAUCAACGAAUGCCUAUGAUAUAUGUCAAACUCUACACAUAUCAGAUCUGUAGGGCAUUGCUAUAUAUUCAUGGGGGUAUUGGAGUUUGCCACAGGGACAUCAAGCCACAGAAUCUACUGGUUAAUCCUCAUACUCACCAGGUUAAGCUUUGUGACUUUGGAAGUGCGAAAGUAUUGGUCAAAGGCGAGCCAAAUAUAUCAUAUAUUUGUUCACGAUAUUAUCGAGCACCUGAACUUAUAUUUGGGGCAACGGAAUACACUACUGCAAUUGACAUUUGGUCUGUGGGUUGUGUCCUUGCUGAGCUGCUUCUUGGACAGCCUCUCUUUCCAGGAGAGAGUGGAGUUGACCAACUUGUUGAGAUAAUCAAGGUACUUGGUACACCUACACGAGAAGAAAUCAAAUGUAUGAAUCCAAACUAUACAGAAUUCAAGUUUCCACAGAUCAAGGCUCACCCCUGGCACAAAAUAUUCCACAAACGCAUGCCCCCAGAAGCAGUGGAUCUUGUCUCAAGAUUCCUUCAGUACUCUCCAAAUCUGCGAUGCACUGCUUUGGAGGCAUGUGUUCACCCAUUUUUUGAUGAACUUCGUGAUCCGAGCACCCGUCUUCCUAAUGGGCGUCCUUUGCCUCCUCUUUUCAACUUUAAACCCCAAGAGUUGAAGGGAGCAACCCUAGAGCUUGUGGCAAGGCUGAUACCAGAGCAUGCUCGAAAGCAGUGCCCUUUCCUCAGUUUCUAGAUUGUCACUUUACACAAAGAUAGGUAUGAUGUUGAUGUGCAAGUGUAACAUAUUGUUACUCUUCCAGUUCGAAGAAAUAUAGAUGACAUUGUUUGGUGUUUUGAAAUUGUCUCCAAAAUGAUGGCUUGGAAACUGAAACUGGUUUUAACGAUGUAUAGACCUGCCAAUCUCUGUAUUCAAUCUGGAAAUGACAUUGAAAAAGGGAGUUUGCUAUUGUAUCCAAAUGCUGAUGUUGACAGCUAAAAGAUUUGCCCCUUCAUUUUCAUCUUUGCAUUACUGUUUUUUUAUGGAUCUUCUUGGACCUCUAUGCCCUGUACUUUUGCAUUCUCUCUUUUAUGUAUUCACUAGUUUGGUUGGCGAGUAAAAA
Molecule: messenger RNA, 1914 nt
Organism: Nelumbo nucifera (sacred lotus)
Lineage: Eukaryota; Viridiplantae; Streptophyta; Magnoliopsida; Proteales; Nelumbonaceae
Product: shaggy-related protein kinase epsilon-like
Biological process (GO): signal transduction; cell differentiation; peptidyl-threonine phosphorylation
Cellular component (GO): cytoplasm; nucleus
Molecular function (GO): ATP binding; protein serine/threonine kinase activity
Source: RefSeq, a predicted model, not a curated record